AAGCUGAGAUGAGACUGGAGAUCAAACAUUUCUCAAAUGCUUCUUUGUAGACUGGCAGAAGAGUUUUUGUUGUUAGUGAAAACUUGUGCUGAAUUUGUGCAGUACUGCUUAUAUGGAAUCAAAUUAUGGCAUUUUGAGCAUGGAACAGAAGAAAAAUGCAAUCUGCAUAUUGACUCUUUGCUUCAGAAUGGUUCUUUGAAAAUCAGUAAUUUAUUUAACACUGAAACCUUUUGGCCCCGAUGAAGUUGCCCAAACAAGUUAAAAUGUAUGUUUUGUCCCAAAUUUGAGGAGAAUUCAAAUCAAUAUCUGCAUAAACCAUGGUCUCUGGCAGGCGGGCAUGUGGUGUGCUGUCAUGUUUGCUAUAGUAAGGUUGUAAUAGCUUUUGAAAUGUGAAGUAGGAGGAAAGAGCAUGUGAAUAAACAGACUACAGGCUCCGUAGUACAGAGAUAAAAUAGUAAAGGAAGCGAUAGUCAAUUCUUUUCAAGACUGGAAUAAUACUGGGCUUUGUAAACCUCAGACACCCUUCUGUUAGCCGCACGCUCUCUCACGAUGCCGGCGUUCUGCACAGUGGCUAUAACCGGGCUGCUUUUCCCGUUCCUCGGCGGUCCCCGGGGCGCGGCGGGCGGGGCCGGGCGGGGGGGCCGCGCUGCCGUUCCCAUGGCAGCGCCCGCCGCCGCCGCAGCAUCCUCCGCAGCAACUUUCCCCCGGCUUAAAGCGAGCCCAGGCAGUCGCGGCGGCCGACGGGGACGGGACGGGCGGAGGGGUUCCCUGGGCGGCUGCGGAGCGGCGGCCGCUGCCUUGUCCUGGGCCCCGCGCCUGCCGAGCGCCCGCGGCUCCCCGGGGCAGCGCGGAGCCAUUUUACGGAGCGGGCGGGGCAGGGUCCCGGUCCCGCUCGGCGCCGUGCCCCGUCCCCCACCGACACCUGCCUCUCUCCGCUCCCGCCGGCGGCCGACGCGCGCUCCUUCUGCUCGAUCCCGUCCCCAGGCAGGAAUCGCCCGGCAUGCCGAUCGCCCACUUGCUGGAGCUAUGGAAGGGGAUAGAGGUGGAGCCCAUGGAGACGGAGACUGUGGUGGAAGAUGCUGCCCCGGAUGAAGAAGCUGUAAAAGAGGAAGAAGGUAUCGUGAAGGAAAUAGACAUCAGUCAUCAUGUCAAGGAAGGUUUUGAAAAAGCAGAUCCUUCUCAGUUUGAACUGCUGAAAGUAUUAGGACAAGGUUCAUAUGGAAAGGUAUUUCUAGUCAGGAAAAUAAAAGGAUCUGAUGCAGGCCAGCUUUAUGCCAUGAAGGUGCUUAAGAAGGCAACUCUGAAAGUUCGAGAUCGGGUACGGUCUAAAAUGGAGAGAGAUAUUUUGGCAGAAGUGAACCAUCCUUUCAUAGUCAAGCUUCAUUAUGCAUUUCAAACAGAGGGAAAGUUGUAUCUAAUACUAGAUUUCCUGCGGGGAGGGGACCUUUUCACCAGACUCUCCAAAGAGGUGAUGUUUACAGAAGAGGAUGUCAAGUUCUACUUAGCUGAGCUGGCCUUGGCAUUAGACCACCUCCAUGGACUUGGAAUUAUUUACAGGGAUCUAAAACCAGAAAACAUUCUUCUUGAUGAAGAGGGCCACAUUAAGAUAACAGAUUUUGGUCUGAGUAAGGAGGCCAUCGACCACGACAAGCGGGCGUACUCGUUCUGCGGGACCAUAGAGUACAUGGCCCCGGAGGUGGUGAACCGGCGGGGGCACACGCAGAGUGCAGACUGGUGGUCCUUCGGCGUGCUCAUGUUUGAGAUGCUGACGGGAUCAUUACCCUUCCAGGGAAAAGACAGAAAGGAGACAAUGGCACUCAUUCUCAAAGCCAAGCUGGGAAUGCCGCAGUUCUUGAGCAUAGAAGCCCAGAGCCUGCUGCGAGCCCUCUUCAAAAGGAACCCCUCCAACAGAUUAGGUGCUGGAUUUGAUGGAGUGGAAGAAAUUAAACGUCACCCUUUCUUUGUUACUAUAGACUGGAACAAACUGUACAGAAAAGAAAUCAAGCCACCUUUCAAGCCUGCAGUGGGGCGGCCAGAAGACACUUUUCAUUUUGAUCCAGAGUUCACAUCUCGGACCCCCACAGAUUCCCCAGGUGUUCCUCCAAGUGCCAAUGCUCAUCAUCUUUUCAGAGGGUUCAGCUUUGUUGCCUCCAACUUGAUGCAGGAGCCUGCGCAGCAAGACGUGCACAAAAUCACUGUUCACCCAAUUGUGCAGCAGUUACAUGGGAACAACAUUCAUUUUACUGAUGGAUACGAGAUCAAGGAGGACAUAGGAAUUGGCUCCUAUUCCGUGUGCAAGAGAUGCGUUCACAAAGCUACAGAAACGGAGUUUGCAGUGAAGAUAAUUGAUAAGAGCAAGAGAGACCCCUCUGAAGAAAUUGAGAUACUCUUGCGAUAUGGACAACAUCCAAACAUCAUUACUCUUAAAGAUGUGUAUGAUGAUGGGAAGUUCGUGUACCUGGUGAUGGAGCUGAUGCGGGGAGGCGAGCUGCUGGACCGCAUCCUUCGGCAGAAGUGUUUCUCAGAGCGGGAGGCCAGCGCUGUGCUCUGCACCAUCACCAGGACCGUGGACUACCUGCACUCUCAGGGCGUGGUGCACCGAGAUCUCAAGCCAAGUAACAUCCUCUACAUGGAUGAGUCAGGAAACCCAGACUCUAUCAGGAUCUGUGAUUUUGGGUUUGCCAAGCAACUCAGAGCAGAGAAUGGGCUGCUCAUGACUCCCUGCUACACAGCCAACUUCGUGGCUCCUGAGGUCCUCAAACGCCAAGGUUAUGAUGCAGCCUGUGACAUUUGGAGCCUGGGGAUCCUGCUGUACACCAUGUUGGCAGGGUUCACUCCUUUUGCAAAUGGACCAGACGACACCCCAGAGGAGAUUCUGGCCAGGAUUGGCAGUGGCAAAUAUGCUCUUACAGGAGGAAACUGGGAUUCAGUAUCUGAUACUGCAAAGGACAUUGUGUCUAAGAUGCUCCAUGUAGACCCUCAUCAGCGCCUCACAGCAGUCCAAGUCCUGAGGCAUCCAUGGAUAGUGAACAGGGAGUACCUGUCUCAAAACCAGCUCAGCAGACAGGAUGUUCACCUGGUUAAGGGUGCAAUGGCAGCCACCUACUUUGCUUUAAACCGAGCACCUCAGGCACCAAGGCUGGAGCCUGUAUUGUCCUCCAACCUGGCUCAGCGGCGAGGCAUGAAAAGACUUACCUCUACCAGAUUGUAGCAGUACCCCCAAAAGGCCUCCUUGAAAGCCCACAGUUUAUUAUUUGAGAAAUUCAUCUUUACUUGGCUAGCAGAACUUUUUUGGACAACCUGCACAUGAAAUUGCCAGAAUUAGCAGAAGCCCAUGUAAGGCAAAGUUCUCAUUUGUUACAUCAUUUCUUUUACAUUCCAGCCAGGGUCCUGAGUUUAACAACCUCACAAAGAUGUGCCAGUUUUGCCAGUAGCUCUGUUUCCUUACUGAGAUAAAGCCAAAUAAAAUAGGCAAGCUUCAUCCUUUCCACCCUAGGAAAACUAUUUUUGAGUCUGUAAGAUGUUCCAUGGGAAGAGUUUUCAUUUUGUUUCUCAAGAAAAGCACUUUUUACCAUGAAGA
Molecule: messenger RNA, 3580 nt
Organism: Prinia subflava (tawny-flanked prinia)
Lineage: Eukaryota; Metazoa; Chordata; Aves; Passeriformes; Cisticolidae
Gene: RPS6KA2
Product: ribosomal protein S6 kinase A2
Exons: 22
Coding region: 1001-3211 (736 amino acids)
Biological process (GO): intracellular signal transduction; peptidyl-serine phosphorylation
Molecular function (GO): ATP binding; magnesium ion binding; ribosomal protein S6 kinase activity
Source: RefSeq, a predicted model, not a curated record